Symbiodinium natans is the source of this 447-nucleotide messenger RNA. Lineage: Eukaryota; Dinophyceae; Suessiales; Symbiodiniaceae. The record is from the annotation of a GenBank genome assembly.
AUGAAGACUAUCGUGUGGGUUUGCCUGCUCAGUACGGCAGCAUGCCAGUACUGUGAAGACUGUCGAGGAGUGAUCACCCCGUUUUGCAGCGAGUCCUGUACAUGCAACAAGUGCCAGGGCGAUGUUGGCUCCCUCUAUGGCAAGUGGAGCUGCACAGGGUGCCAGGGCAAACUAACCCCGUGGUGUGGCAGAUGGUGCUGGUGCAGCAGCUGCGAGGAGCUGUCUAGCCCUUUUGACCUUCUGGCUUGGGAAGAAGGUGGAGGAAGAGAGUUAUGGUCGCAGAACAUGAUGGUUGGACUUGCUGUGUGCGCGGCAUUUGGUGGAGUUCUCCUUAUUCAGUGCUUAUUGGUGUGCAAGACUAGUAUCAGGAGCACUGAUGCCAUGCAAACGCCCCUGCUCAGUUCUGAACCAGCUGAUUCCGUGCCCGUCGAAGACCCAAGACGCUGA